Physcomitrium patens is the source of this 5105-nucleotide messenger RNA. Its product is annotated as putative ABC transporter C family member 15. Gene Ontology annotation, molecular function: ATP hydrolysis activity; ATP binding; ABC-type transporter activity. NCBI's taxonomy places the organism in Eukaryota, Viridiplantae, Streptophyta, Bryopsida, Funariales, Funariaceae. Gene Ontology annotation, cellular component: membrane. Gene Ontology annotation, biological process: transmembrane transport. The record is from RefSeq and is a predicted model, not a curated record.
UCGUCCCCGUCCUCGUGCUGAUUCACGUGCUGCGUUUUUGCGGAAUGUUUCGCACCUUUCCAAUGCUCCGGAACGUUUUCAAGCGGUGGAAAAGCGCAGAGAUAAGCCCUUUCGAGUAUAGUGUGAGUUGCGGCGACUUGGGGUGCUUAGUUUCGUCUCUUUCUCCCUCUCUUCGGGAGCACUGCCUGGGUCGCGCAACGAGUCUCUCAUGUUUACCUUCAAUUUGCGGUCAUUGCCGCAAUUGUGGGCCUCUGUCUGUCGAUCGUACGAUAUCGCAUCGCUAUCCACAUGCUCUACCUGGCAUCUUGAAUCAUUUCAGAGUCUAACCAGUAGUUCCUCCAUCUGUUCAUGGCUUACCUCAUACCUUCUGAAACCUUGCCCUCUACGGGCGCUCGUUUCUAUUCUACAUCUCUUCUUCCUUUCUUUCUACUUCAUUCUUCUCAUAUAUCGAAGGGUGGGCCGCAAACGACAUCACAAUACUUUUAGACAUAGAGUUGGCGCUUACUUCAGAGUGAUACAAAGUUGCUGCAUAUAUAUUUUCUGCAUAAAUCUUGGAGUUCUUGCAUUUUGGGUUGGAGAUGGACUCCGGAAUGGAUGGUCUGAUGUCCCCCUUGACAUCGUUGUGUCAGCGGGUGCCCAGAGUGUUGCAUGGGGUACAAUGUACAUGGCCACCGAAGAGGCGUGCAAAGAAAGGUGGAAAGUAUUUCCACCACUCUUACGACUGUGGUGGAUGGCAUCUUUCCUUCUUUCCACGCUCACACUCCUCUCUUCAAUCCUAUUUUUCAUGAGGAAGGGAACACAUCUAUGGGUUGCAGUGGUGGAGGUUGUCCUCUACCCUGCAGCUCUCUUUGUAGCGUGUGUUGGUCUUCGGGGCAGAUCCGGCGUGGAGGCAAUUCUUGAUGAACAGAUUGAAGAGCCCCUUUUGAAUGGAUCGCAAAAUGAAAGUCCUGAGGAGGUGCCUACCGAAUUAUAUCAGAGUGCGGGACUUUUGAGUUUGGCUUCAUUAAGUUGGUUGAACCCUCUCCUCAGAGUUGGGAGGAGAAAACCCUUGGAGCUUUCUGACAUGCCUCCGUUGCCCCCUGAAGACAGUACUGAGGCUGUGUAUGCAAAGUUCGAGUGCAGUUGGAAUGAUUUGAAGCAGAAAAAUCCUGAAGAGACACCGUCAAUUUUCUUGGCUCUAUUAAAGACGUUCCGGUUUGGCGUUGCUGUGAACGGAAUGUUUGCAUUUACCAACAUCGUGACCAGUUACGUUGGUCCUUUCUUGAUCAACGAUUUUGUUGAGUAUCUGAACGGGAGACGAAGGUUUAAACAUGAAGGCUUGACUCUGGUUCUGGUCUUCUCACUUGCGAAACUGAUUGAGAAUCUAACACAAAGGCAGUGGUAUUACGGUUGUCAGUUCCUUUGUUUGAAGGUCAGGGCAGCUUUAACAGUGGUCUUGUACCGGAAAGCGUUGCGGUUGUCCAACAUCGCACGACAGAGCCACACAAGUGGUGAAAUUAUUAACUACAUGUCGGUUGACGUUCAACGAGUGAUAGAUUUUGGCUGGUACAUGCAUCAAGUAUGGAUUUUGCCUGUAGAAGUGACACUCAGCCUUGGUAUCCUAUACAGAGUUGUAGGGAUGGCAUGGGUGGCGGCUUUAUUGGCUGCUAUCCUCACUCUUUUCCUGAACACUCCCUUAGAGAAAUUGCAAGAGAAGUACCAGGACGGCGUUAUGGAAGCAAAAGAUAAACGUAUGAAAGCCCUGGCGGAGUGCCUGCGUAACAUGCGCGUAUUAAAGCUUCAGGCAUGGGAGCAGAAUUUUCUUCUGAAAAUAGAGCAACUACGUCAAGGUGAAUACAACUGGUUGUUCAAGGAUUGCAUUGCCAGGGCUUUGGGCACUUACGUAUUCUGGUUGUCUCCCAUCGUGAUAUCGGUGGCGACGUUCGGUGCAUGUGUGCUAUUUCGCAUCCCUUUGACAUCUGGUCGGAUUCUGUCAGCCAUAGCUACUUUUCGGGUCCUUCAGGACGCCUUGAGUUCAUUCCCAGAGCUGGUAUCUGUUUACGCUCAGACCAGGGUAUCAUUGGAUCGGAUAUGGGUCUUUCUGCAAGAGGAGGAGCUACCCACUGAUUCGGUGAUUCAUGUGCCAGUGGAAGAGAGUGGAGAUACCGCUAUUGAAAUUGAAGGAGGCGAAUUCAAUUGGCACACUUCAAGCACAGAACUUCAGACAUUGAGAGGCAUUAACUUACAAGUUAAACGGGGAUCUCGUGUAGCAGUAUGCGGUACAGUGGGUUCUGGAAAAUCAAGUCUUCUAUUGUCUAUUCUGGGAGAAAUUCCAAAAUUAGACGGCAAAGUCAAAGUGAGUGGUACAACUGCCUAUGUACCACAGUCCGCAUGGAUUCAGACUGGCAAAGUUGUAGAUAAUAUUCGUUUUGGUAAACCCAUGAAUCGGAGUCGAUACGAAUCGAUAAUAGAUGCUUGUGCAUUGAGAAAGGACUUGGAGCUUUGGGCAUUUGGAGAUCAGACAGAAAUCGGAGAGCGUGGUAUCAAUAUGAGUGGGGGGCAAAAACAGCGAAUACAGCUUGCACGAGCUUUAUACCAAGAUUCUGAUAUAUAUCUUUUGGAUGAUCCAUUCAGUGCUGUUGAUGCCCACACGGGCUCCCAGCUUUUCCAGAAAUGUAUACUGGAAAUAUUGGCCGCUAAGACUGUGGUAUAUGUGACACAUCAAGUUGAAUUUCUACCUGCAGCAGAUCUCAUUUUGGUGUUCGACAAUGGUUCAAUUGUGCAAGCUGGAAAAUAUGAAGACUUGCUCCAGUCUGGCACUAAUUUUCAAAGCCUAGUGAAUGCACACAAUGAAGCAAUUGACGGAAUGGAAGCUCAUGAGCAACCAGAAGAUGAAGAAGUGAUACAAAUGAUGGACGCAGAGGUCGUCAACGUUGCUGGAUCGUUGUGUGCGGAUGGUCAGUUCCAGAAGCAGAGAAGUCUUCCAAAGUCCAAUUCAGUUGUACGGAGGCAAGCCAGUAAAAAGGGGGAUGAAUAUGAAGGAACUCAACGUCAACUCAUCGAAGAGGAAGAGCGGGAGACAGGUAGCAUAGGCUUUGGUGUUUACUGGACUUAUGCAAUCGCAGUCUGCAAGGGCGCCCCUGCUAUUGCGGUUAUAAUGUGUCAGUUUGGCUUCAUGCUUGUUCAACUUGGGAGCAAUUAUUGGAUGGCGUGGGCUGCACCAAGCACAGAGGGUGAUACAGGGAAGGCGAGCGGUACAAGGCUCAUACUUGUCUACACUGGAUUAUCAUUUGGAAGUUCAUUGUUUGUGUUAACACGCUCUGUGGUAGCCUCGUUGGCGGGAUUAUCUAUCGCCCAGACGUAUUUCCUCAGGAUGGUUCGGUGCAUCUUUCGGGCCCCAAUGUCCUUCUUUGAUUCGACGCCUGUGGGGCGCAUUCUUAAUCGAGUAUCCUCAGAUCAGAGCCAGUUGGACUUGGAGAUUCAGUAUUCGUUGAGCAGUUUAGUGGUGGUCAUCAUCCAACUUCUGGGAGUAGUGGCAGUGGUAUCAACAAUCAGUUGGAGAGUCCUGCUUUUCGUUCUUCCAGUUACCGCAUUGUGUUUAUGGAUGCACCGCUACUACGUCGUAUCGGCUAGAGAAGUUGCAAGGGUUAUGGGUGUGGAAAAAUCACCAAUAUUGAACCACUAUGGUGAAUCAAUCCCUGGUGCAGCAACGAUUCGCGGAUUUGGUCAAACACAGCGCUUCAUGGACACAAACAUGCAGCUUUGUGAUAAUUACGCGCGCCCCUGCUUUUUAAACUUCGCUUUGAUAGAAUGGUUAACCUUCCGACUGGAACUGCUGUGUACCAUCGUCUUCUCUUUCGCCCUAAUGAUCGUGUUAUUAUUACCAGCCAACGCCAUUGAUCCAAGUCUAACUGGUUUAGCUGUUACAUAUGGUUUGAACUUGAAUAUGCUCAUCGGAUGGUUUAUUUGGAACCUUUGCCAAGUAGAAACAAAGAUUAUCUCUGUUGAACGUAUACAACAAUACACCCGAAUUGAGAGUGAAGCUCCUUUGGUGAUUGAGGACAAGCGGCCGCCACCUUCAUGGCCCAGUCGGGGAACAGUGGAACUUAAACAAUUGCAGAUCCGGUAUAGUGAGCAUUCGCCACUGGUUCUACAUGGUAUCACGUGCACGUUCUAUGGGGGUAAGAAGAUUGGAGUAGUUGGUCGCACUGGCAGUGGCAAGUCGACUCUCAUCCAAGCCCUCUUCCGUAUGGUCGAGCCGGCAGGAGGCAAAAUCCUCGUUGAUGGCUUGGACGUGACAACUAUCGGAUUGCAAGAUUUACGGUCACGGUUGAGCAUCAUUCCCCAGGAUCCGACUCUUUUCGAAGGCACAAUUCGUUCGAAUCUUGAUCCUUUGAAUGAGCACACAGAUAUAGAAGUUUGGGAGGCACUCAAUAAAUCCCAGCUGGGAGAUGUUGUGCAUGCCAAGGACGGAAAGCUUGACGCCACAGUUGGGGAGAACGCUGACAACUGGAGUGUCGGUCAAAGACAGCUGGUUGCCCUGGGACGGGCAAUACUGAAGAGAACUCGGAUACUCGUCUUGGAUGAGGCAACUGCUUCAGUUGACAGUGCUACUGAUAAUGUCAUUCAACGCACCUUGCGUACAGAAUUCAGAGACUGCACUGUCGUGACCAUUGCGCAUCGUAUCCCAACUGUUGUUGACAGCGACAGAGUGUUGGUCCUCAGUGAUGGACGAAUUGCGGAGUUUGAUGUACCGGUGAUGUUGCUGGAGAAUAAGAACUCUCUCUUCGCAAAAUUGGUGGCUGAAUACUCAGUGCGAUCCACGAAGUAGCUAUCUUAGGUUAUUUUUACAUCCGCAUUUGAUAUUCCCAGUUCAGAAGCUUUUAGUUACAAGUGCAGAAGAUUUCACUUGUGAACAAAAGCUUGAAUGAUCUUUAGGAACCAAUUUGCCAUGGUUCAUUACUCUACACGCUAUAUGUAAGCUUUUUUCAGGUGCUUGCACUGUUUGUGAUUUGUACAUUGAGAUUUGUGGUAUGGAGUAUUACUUUGGUAUUCAAAGUACAGAUAUUCUGUGCUGUGCAUAAUAUAUCUGUUAACAAAAUACAAGUGUAAUACAUUUAUUUUGC